CUUCCUUUUGUACACUGUAUCUGGAUGCCUUCUGUUUCCGUGUAUUUCUGACUUGUAAAUCAAAAGCAACCCCUUAUUUUCAACCCUUAAAUCUCUCUUCCCUUGUUUUGCUUUUCACAUUUGAAUUCUUUUCUUUUCACAUCAUUAGACCUUGAAGUCCACUUUGGUUUUUGUUUCCCACUUCUUCAAUUUUCCUUGGCGGGAACAGUGUGAUUAUGUGUUCUGAAACAGUUCGCCCUCGUUUCUCUUUUUCCCAUGAUGUCUCUGAGCUACUAAAGAAACAACCACGCAAAGACUCAAUGCUUGUUAAGUCAAAUCAUGACUUUGAGUUCAGCACUAGCACAACCCUUGAGUUUGAAUCUUCUUCAGCAGAUGAGCUUUUCUCUAAUGGGGUGAUACUUCCCAUUCAGAUGCAACAAAAGAGAAACACCACUAGGAAACACACCCUUUGUGGUGAGGCUCCAUAUAUGAGACUUCCUCCACUUCCAAGUGCCCCUAGCGUUGACAAACUGAAGAGAGAGAGCAUUAGAGAAGGUCUAGAUAUGAAUGGUGGUUAUUGUGAUAAGAGAACUCACUCCACCUCCUUCUGGGGGUUCAAUAGAAGCAGAAGUCUCAAUUGUGAUGCAAAGAAAAGCUUGAUGUGUAAUUCACCUCCUUUGUCAAGGAGCAACUCAACUGGCUCAGUGCCACAUCCAAAGAGAGUGAGUUCAACUAGAGCUAAGCCAUUAUCAUCUUCAAGUUCCUCUACCUUAAAUUUGUAUCCUGUGCAAAGGUCUCAUUCAGGUAAGGGUUAUGGAGGAUCUUAUGCCAAUGAUCUUAGGAUUAGUCCUGUUUUGAACCUACCAACUCCUUGUAUUUCUAAAGGGAGUGCUCGUCUCUUUGGGUUGGGUUCUUUUUUACGUGUUGGAAAGGCCAAGAAAAGCAAGAAGUGAUUUGUUCAUAUUAGCUCAUGUCAUAGUUUAAUGAUUAAUCUUGGCUUACUAAUUUGUUUAUUCUGAUCAGUGAUCAUACUAGAAAGGAGCAAGUAAUGCAGGUUAAUUAGCAUGGUACUGAGUGAAGUUGAUUGUGUUUAUGUUUUCGUCAGGCUAAUGAUUUGGAGGGAUAAAAAAAUGUGAUGAUCAUGCAGUUAAUAGGGUACAGGCUUGGGGGACAGAACAAUGGGAAUCUGUUCAUUGUUUAUGCUUUGUCUCGUAUUGUUUUCUGUGAUGAUUCAUAUUAUAAAUGGAAGCCUUGUGGCUAGUGAUAGUUCAGAUUAGCACUUGUUUAUUUAUGAGAAUGCUUUUUUGUUUAACUAA
Messenger RNA from Cajanus cajan (pigeon pea), 1295 nucleotides. RefSeq lists its product as uncharacterized. The record is from RefSeq and is a predicted model, not a curated record. Lineage: Eukaryota; Viridiplantae; Streptophyta; Magnoliopsida; Fabales; Fabaceae.